Messenger RNA from Aspergillus versicolor CBS 583.65, 654 nucleotides. RefSeq lists its product as uncharacterized. Lineage: Eukaryota; Fungi; Ascomycota; Eurotiomycetes; Eurotiales; Aspergillaceae. The record is from RefSeq and is a predicted model, not a curated record. The transcript has 4 exons. Bases 1 to 654 code for a protein of 217 amino acids.
AUGUCACGAACAAUUGCAUCUCCUGUGGUGCUCACCAAACCACCAGACGCGCCAGGCUAUAACGGGUAUUUCUCCGUCGGCGAGAAUGACUUCAGCUCUAUAACCUGCAACAACGAUUAUACAUUCGUCACGGGCGCCUCAGGAGACAAUACGUACGGGCAGUGCUGCGCUGAUACUGAUUCCUGCCACCAUCCAACGGCAUGCAGUGGCAAUGUGCUGCUCUACGCGGACACAACACCGACUACUUGUUCAGACGCCUGCGUUAUGGUAACCCUCCACGAAAGCCUUUCUGAUGGCCACACAUUAGGCUGGGAAGCGACGUUACCGAUGUGCACGGCAUCUACACACCCAACAGACCAUUUCUGGGUCGCUACUUCGACGACCACAUUAACGGGCGACGACAUCACCUCUACUCCAGCCGAGCCCCAGCCUACUGCGCCGUCAGCCGCGCCAGAACCUACAUCUACAGAAACGCCCGAUUCUGGCGGGUCAGAGACGAAUGUCGGCGCCAUUGUCGGGGGCGUGGUUGGCGGCUUUGCGGGCUUGUCUUUGCUUUUAUUAGCGACGUGGUAUAUCCUGCACCGUCGCAAGCAUAAGAAUAUCGAGAUGAGGGAGCUGGGAGAGGGCUAUACCGCGGCGGGGACGGUCAGGUAG